AUGGCGUUUGACGACGACGAUAGCCCGCUGGCAGCGGGCCCAGCUCCUGCGGAUGGUGAAGGUGCCCCAACUGUGGAGGAAACUCUGGAGGACGACAUGCCCGACUACAAGCUGUUUGCAUCCGCAUUUUCGAAAAAGGGCGUCUCCAGCCAGACGAUCCGGAAGGGCGAGAAAGACUUUGAAACGCACGGGACCAGAGCUCAGGACGGAGCGCUAGAAUCGAGUCGCAGGGCGCUGGAGGAUGUUUUGAGCUACACAAGGAUACAUAAAGGCGAUGCGUGGGCUAGAGGUUGGUGUUUUCCAGAUUUUUGGAUGGACGAGACAAACGUUGCGCUCGAUUACGAGGGCAUGUGGCUAAAGGACCGCGUGGUGGUUAUGGAGCACGAGAAGGGAGGCUGGAUGAAGGACAUUGGAAGAGUGGCCUCUGGGAGCAAAGAUCAGCUUGGCGUGGGAAGGCUAUGGCUGCUUCCUGAAGAAGCCAUCUAUCUUGUCGAGCGAGGCACUAUUGACCUAUGGUGGCCAUAUACCGACUUUGAAACCCUCGUGCCCAAGGGAAGCGCUACUAGCGGACCGCCUCGGCCUGGCUUUGGUCCGGACGAUUACGACGUUGGACUACCGCUGAGUCUAGAAGCUGCAUAUUCACUUUUUAUCGGCUACGAGGAUGAGCAGGGCAAGACAACGCUGCCCAAGUACCAGGUCUACGCCCAUCUAAAGCGGGCGGGAUUUAACAUCCUCCGCGCGCCGCCUAAACAACCGAGACCAGAGCCAACGGAACCUUCGCAGACGCUAUGGCAAUGGCUCUUUUCCUUUGUCAAAUGGGAAACGGGACAGGAUGGGAAACAUCGACAGCAGCCAUUUGGCCCGCUUGUCGCGCCGGGACUGUACCGGUCCUAUCGACCUAUAUACCAGCAACUUGCCCUUGUGCCUCGACACAAGCCUCUCCCUGUACCACCGAGCCCAUCCAAGCCAGAGGAUCCCUUCCGAGUGCACUUCCACGUAUGGAAGCCGGGCGCGGGCGGGUUCUCCAAGAAGAAUCCUCCGCCCCCAGAUUUCCGAAUUGCCGUGGCCGACACAGCCGACUCAUGUCUUCCAACACUGGAACAGAUUGAGACAUUGCUGGAAUCGACACCGUAUGAUCCUGCGCCAGAAGCAUGGAAGGGAAAUCCCGGGAGGCUGUAUCAGCGACUAAAGCACGGGCAUAGGAACGUGCUUGUGGCUGUGGUGGACAGAGGAUUGGUCAACUUUAUGAGAUUCGGAGAGGGCGCAUUUGGAGAGGAACAACUGUUUGAAAGAUUCGAUAAUAGAAACAGCGGAAGAGGAGGUAAGAAAGGCGGUCGCGGCGGUGGUCGCGGCCGCGGAAGAGGGAGAGGCCGAGGAAGAGGAGGGCGGUGA
Molecule: messenger RNA, 1392 nt
Organism: Trichoderma harzianum CBS 226.95
Lineage: Eukaryota; Fungi; Ascomycota; Sordariomycetes; Hypocreales; Hypocreaceae
Exons: 1
Coding region: 1-1392 (463 amino acids)
Biological process (GO): tRNA-type intron splice site recognition and cleavage
Cellular component (GO): tRNA-intron endonuclease complex
Source: RefSeq, a predicted model, not a curated record